AUGGUCUUGUUGUUUCAAAACCGAACAGGUUAUGUCUACUGCACCGAUAUUUACAAGGGUAUUGUGCAACUAUGUCCACCAGGUAGUCAAGUCAUAGAUGUUAUUGGUGGAUGUGCUAACAAAACAACCAACACCACAAUAUUUCCAGUUGGAUCUCGAUGUGCUUCAAAACCUUGCGGAGACAGGGGUGUUUGUUAUGAUUUUCCAUCAGCAGAUGGAUAUCAUUGUGAAUGUUAUCAUCCAUAUACAGGUCUUAAUUGUCAAACAGAAUACCGGCCAUGUCCUCUCUUUACAUGUGGUAAUAGAACAUCGAAAAUGCUUCCAAUGUGUCUAGAUUUUACAUCAGACAAAGCUCUUCCUCACGUUUGCAAUUGUUUGGUGAUCAAUGGUUCGGCAGAUUUGACUUUGGCACUCAAUGAUUGUCAUAAUGAAACGUUAUUCUCACUAGAUUGUGAUGGAGUAGAACGUGUUGGUGCAUUACCAUUCACUAAUAAAGGUUUCUAUGUUUGUACUUCUAAUAUGCUUAGAGGAAACGUGAGAUCGUGUGACUUGCAUCAUAUAUGGAAUGACACACAAAAGGAAUGUGUACCUGAAGAUACACCAUUGUAA
Adineta steineri is the source of this 609-nucleotide messenger RNA. The record is from the annotation of a GenBank genome assembly. NCBI's taxonomy places the organism in Eukaryota, Metazoa, Rotifera, Eurotatoria, Adinetida, Adinetidae.